This is a messenger RNA of Ambispora leptoticha, 978 nucleotides long. NCBI's taxonomy places the organism in Eukaryota, Fungi, Glomeromycota, Glomeromycetes, Archaeosporales, Ambisporaceae. The record is from the annotation of a GenBank genome assembly.
AUGAGCGAAGAAAUGCUGCAAAGAAACCUAAAGGAAAAAAUAGGAACUUGGGAUUUUUACAAUAUCGGCUCCACGACGAUCAACCAGUUAAAAAAAUGGGGAAUUUUAAGAGCUGUUGACUAUGAAGACAUUGGCGGAAAAAAAGUAGACACCAUUAUAAUGGAAAAUAAAAGGGUUAUUGCAAUUAUUGAGUUUAAAUCUCCCAAAAAUUUUAAUACCCAGAAUAAAAAAAACCAAGCUGUUCAGCAAGAAAUUGAAGUUGCUAAGAAAUUAAAAUCAAAUGAAGAGGGCAACGAACUUAAAUACCCUUUUGAUGAAAAAGAUCCUAAUUUGCAAAAAUUUAUAGAUGAAACUUUAGUAUCAAUUGACGAAAAAAAUGACAAGAAAUUACCAAAACAACUGGUAGACCCAACUGAUUUAGCCAAACAAUAUCAUAAAAACAGUUCUUCGAAUGAUGUAUUGGACAAUUACGCUAGGACUAUAAGACCAAAAAUAAAAGAAUUAUUCCCUGAAGGUUCAGAUGGAACAACCAUUAUAAAUGGAACAAUCUUUGUAAACAAAAAGCAAAAAGCAGUGACUGGCUAUGGUACCGUGUUUAAAAAAGUUUUAGAAAGGUUUAAGAAAAAUGGAAAAUUAGAAAAACAAAAAAUCAAUGAUUUAAUAAUAAGUAUAGGAGAAGAAAAGAUUAACUCUAGUCAAAAGAUUACCAUAGGCGAGAUUUUUGAUUUAUCAAUUAGAACAAAUGAAUAUGCUGUGGAAAAAGAAUUAUUAAAACAAGAAUUUGGCUUUUCUAACAAGGCUGGUAAGGACAAAGUAAAGGAUAUUGAAAUUAAAAUACCAACCAAUCCCGAAGGCGGUUUUGAUUUAUUAAGGCAGGAAGAAAUAGCAAAAAAGUAUAAACAGAUUGAAGAAAUUAAAGAAAAAAUAAAGGCUGAAUUAGAAAAGAUUGAAAAUAUCAAAGUUGAUAUUGGUAUCUAG